UAGUCAGUAAGUCAAGGAAAGAGAACUUCUUGCAGGGUUUAAUCUCUUGCUUGGAGAAUUUAACGAUCUUUGUGUACACGCUCAGACGACCCAGAGGCUGAGUUUAUUCAAAGCUUUUUGUCCCAUUCAGACGACACACUGGCACUGAGUUGCUUCAAAGGCUAAACGAUAUCAAAGAGAAAACCUCGUACAGAGAACUUGCUGAUCAUGUUGUUCCUACUGAUUUUUGUGCUGAUAACCCUGGCCUCUGCGACCGCCAAUAAUGUCAGCAGCAAACCAUGUGACAACAAUGUCUCAAUGUGUUACGGUGGACAACCAGGGACAAAUGGCAUCCCCGGCAUGCAUGGCAUGCCGGGUUCCCCUGGGACACCUGGCCGUGAUGGACGUGACGGAGUCAAAGGAGACCAGGGCAGCCCGGGAAAGAUUGGACUUCAGGGACCAGCUGGCGCAGAAGGAAAGAAAGGAGAUAAGGGAGAGUCUGGAGCCCAGGGCCCCGCUGGGCAAAAGGGACAGCGAGGGGAGAAAGGUGAGAGUGGAAUUCCAGGAUCGCCUCAGCUUUCCUCGUACAUGAACUGGAAAGAAUGCACCUGGAAAAAAGGCGACGACAAAGACUCAGGUGUGAUCCAGGCAAGUGAUUCACAACAUGAGUGUAUAAUGUAUUCAACAAAGCUCUGUCAUUAUUUGUCAUUACUAUAACUGUAGCUCACGCUAAGCCACAAGUGAUACGUGGGUAAUUUCCCGAGCUUCCUAGCGCGCGGUCCCCAAAAAACACGUAUUUUGCAAAACGUGAUGCGAACGUCAGAUUUAGAGCAGUCAAAGUUGUCUUGCUAGUCCUGUCCUACAACGGAGCUCUUUCCUUAGAUUCCUUUAGAUUUCGACCAGUCCAUUAUCUUCGUCGCUGGAAAAAGGUAAUUUGUAGCUCAAUUUCGUUCUGUUUUUUUAUUGUGCCGUCGUAAGAUUUUCGUAUAUUUCGUUAAAACAAGCCGACUCGCCAACGGUUCGUUUUCUCAUCGAUUUCUUUGUCAUGUACUACUUCCUAGUUUUACUCUUCUUUCUGUAACCCGCUGAGGAUAUUAAAAGAAAGUUGUAAUUCUGAGAGCAGUGUGAUGGUAAAUU
Orbicella faveolata is the source of this 1116-nucleotide messenger RNA. Its product is annotated as collagen triple helix repeat-containing protein 1-like. The record is from RefSeq and is a predicted model, not a curated record. NCBI's taxonomy places the organism in Eukaryota, Metazoa, Cnidaria, Anthozoa, Scleractinia, Merulinidae.